Messenger RNA from Jaculus jaculus (lesser Egyptian jerboa), 3882 nucleotides. RefSeq names its product ubiquitin specific peptidase 33 (gene Usp33). Gene Ontology annotation, biological process: protein deubiquitination. Gene Ontology annotation, molecular function: cysteine-type deubiquitinase activity; zinc ion binding. The record is from RefSeq and is a predicted model, not a curated record. Bases 150 to 2885 code for a protein of 911 amino acids. The transcript has 24 exons. NCBI's taxonomy places the organism in Eukaryota, Metazoa, Chordata, Mammalia, Rodentia, Dipodidae.
GCCGCGCUGCGGAGCGGUGUUCGGGCCCUGGCGAGCGCCGGAGCAGAGCGCGGGCCCGAGGUCGGGGCCGGAGGAGAGCGCGGCGGGGAGGAGAGGUAUUACCACAUUUAGAAAGCCUUGGGAGGAAAUAGGAAAACACUUCUGAGAAAAUGACAAGUUUUCGCAGUCCUUGUCCACAUUUGGAUUCAGUUGGUGAAAUAACAAAGGAGGAUUUGAUACAGAAAUCUCAUGGUACUUGUCAGGAUUGUAAAGUCAGAGGACCAAAUCUUUGGGCAUGCCUGGAGAAUAGAUGUGCAUAUGUUGGCUGUGGCGAAUCACAAGUAGAUCAUAGCACCAUACAUUCUCAGGAGACAAAGCAUUACCUAACUGUGAACCUGACCACUCUCCGGGUGUGGUGUUACGCUUGCAGCAAAGAAGUAUUUUUGGAUAGAAAAUUAGGAACUCAGCCCUCAUUUCCUCAUGUAAGACAACUUCAACAAGCACAGGAAAAUGGUAUCCAGGAUUUUAAAAUCCCCAGUAGUACCACGUUGAGAACCCCUCUGGCGGCUGUAUUUGACGACCUGGAUGUCGAAGUGGAAGAAGAUGACGAGCUGAAGGCUAGAGGCCUUACUGGUUUGAAAAAUAUUGGGAAUACCUGUUAUAUGAAUGCAGCUCUGCAGGCUCUUUCUAAUUGCCCACCUCUGACCCAAUUCUUUCUUGACUGUGGAGGACUAGCCAGAACAGAUAAGAAGCCAGCAAUUUGUAAAAGUUACCUCAAACUAAUGACAGAAUUGUGGCACAAAAACAGGCCAGGGUCUGUUGUGCCUACUAAUCUAUUUCAAGGAAUUAAAACUGUAAAUCCAACAUUUCGAGGGUAUUCUCAGCAGGACGCCCAGGAAUUCCUCCGCUGCUUAAUGGACCUGCUUCAUGAAGAGCUAAAAGAGCAGGUCAUGGAGACGGAGGAGGACCCUCAGACGAUCACGCCCGAGGAGACGGGGGAGGAAGACAGGAGCCAGUCGGAUGUGGAUUUCCAGUCUUGUGAGUCCUGUAGCAGCAGUGAAAAAGCGGAAAACGAGACCAGCUCCAGAGGCUUUUCUGAAGAGAACAACGAAACAGCAAUGUUAAUUCAGGAUGAUGAGAACAGCUCAGAAAUGUCAAAAGAUUGGCAGAAGGAGAAGAUGUGCAAUAAGAUGAAUAAGGCAAACUGUGAAGGGGAGCGAGAUAAAGAUAGAGACACGGCGUCUGACACAGUGGACUCGAACAGCCAGGAAACCGUCAAAGUUCAAAUACACGGCAGAGCGUCAGAAUAUAUCACUGAUGUCCAUUUGAAUGACCUGUCUACACCACAGAUCCUUCCAUCAAAUGAAGGUGUUAAUCCACGUUUAUCAGCAAGCCCUCCUAAAUCAGGCAAUUUGUGGCCAGGAUUAGUACCCCCACACAAAAAAGCUCAGUCUGCAUCUCCGAAAAGAAAAAAGCAGCACAAGAAAUACAGAAGUGUGAUUUCUGACAUCUUUGACGGCACGAUCGUCAGUUCAGUGCAGUGUCUGACGUGCGAUAGGGUGUCUGUAACCCUCGAGACCUUUCAAGAUCUGUCCUUGCCGAUUCCUGGCAAGGAAGACCUUGCUAAGCUGCACUCGUCCAGUCACCCGACUUCUAUAGUGAAGGCAGGACCAUGUGGCGAGGCCUAUGCUCCGCAGGGGUGGAUCGCCUUCUUCAUGGAGUAUGUGAAGAGGUUUGUUGUCUCAUGUGUCCCUAGCUGGUUUUGGGGUCCAGUAGUAACCUUGCAAGAUUGUCUUGCUGCCUUCUUCGCCAGAGAUGAACUAAAAGGUGACAACAUGUACAGUUGUGAAAAAUGCAAAAAGUUGAGGAAUGGAGUGAAGUUUUGUAAAGUACAAAAGUUUCCUGAGAUUUUAUGUAUCCACCUUAAAAGAUUCAGACAUGAGCUGAUGUUUUCCACCAAAAUCUGCACACAUGUUUCAUUUCCACUGGAAGGCCUGGAUCUCCAGCCAUUUCUUGCUAAGGAUAGUCCAGCUCAGAUUGUGACAUAUGAUCUUCUGUCAGUCAUCUGUCACCACGGGACUGCAAGUAGUGGACAUUACAUCGCCUACUGCCGCAACAACCUGAAUAACCUGUGGUAUGAAUUUGACGAUCAGAGCGUCACAGAAGUGUCCGAGUCGACUGUACAGAGCGCUGAGGCUUAUGUACUUUUCUACAGGAAGAGCAGUGAAGAGGCACAGAGAGAGAGGCGAAGGAUAUCAAAUUUGCUGAACAUAAUGGAACCCAGCCUUCUUCAGUUUUAUAUUUCUCGACAGUGGUUGAAUAAAUUUAAGACCUUUGCUGAGCCUGGCCCUAUUUCAAACAAUGACUUUCUCUGCAUUCAUGGAGGUGUUCCUCCACGAAAAGCCAGUUACAUUGAAGACUUGGUUUUGAUGCUGCCUCAGAACAUUUGGGAUAACCUAUAUAGCAGGUAUGGAGGAGGCCCAGCUGUCAACCAUCUGUACAUUUGUCAUACUUGUCAAAUUGAGGCAGAGAAAAUUGAAAAAAGAAGAAAAACGGAAUUGGAAAUUUUUAUUCGGCUCAACAGGGCGUUUCAGGAAGAGGACUCUCCAGCUACCUUCUACUGUAUCAGCAUGCAGUGGUUUAGAGAGUGGGAGAGCUUCGUGAAGGGUAAAGACGGAGAUCCUCCGGGUCCUAUUGACAACACUAAAAUUGCCAUCACUAAAUGUGGCACUGUGAUGCUCAGGCAAGGAGCAGACUCUGGUCAGAUUUCUGAAGAAACAUGGAAUUUUCUGCAGGCUAUAUACGGUGGAGGGCCUGAAGUUAUCCUGCGCCCUCCAGUUGUUCAUGUUGAUCCUGACGUACUACAAGCAGAAGAGAAAAUUGAAGUAGAAACGCGAUCUUUGUAACUUUGAGGAUAUAGAGAGCUCGAAGGAGAAAGUAUUUUCACUUCCUAUGACAGACACACAUUCAGAAACAUUCCUUAAAGCAUGUUAUUUUCUUGGUUUUCAUCUUUACUUGGGUUUAUUCCUUGUUAUUGGGCAUUAUGGAAAAUAUGUAAACAUGUCUUAUAUAUUAUGGACGGGCAUAUUUAAUGCUAACUUACCACAAUCUUUUAGGGUAACACGUUUGAAAAAGAAGGGACAAGUUUAACCAGCUGGAAAUCCAGGUUGUCAAUCUUUAUACCACAUGCAGAUCCGUAAUUCCCUUUGUAGUGCUGUACAUACUUUCUGCUUUGAAAACUUUUUCAUUACCCUAAGCCAACAUAACUGAUGAGUCUUUUUAGUUCUGCAAAAUCUAAUUUAACUGUAUAGUUUUGACAUGCCUUUGCAUAAGGAGUCUAUUUUAAAUUGAGAGUAAGGGUCAGAAACGUGUUAAUUUCCUAAAGCUCAGGAAACAUUAGUGUUUUUCUUCAUUUGCACUGCAGCAUAUGAACUAGCAUAUGAAAACUGACAGAAUGUCUGUUUUGAAUGUAUCAGGAUGUGUAUUUAGUUUGAGUGGUAUUUGUCCCAGAUACCAGUAAGUUAUUGCCGCUUAUAAUGUAAAACGUUUAAUUCUAUAACCCCAAAUAUUCAUUGAAAUCAGUAACUAAAAGCCUUAGAGUUAGUUUUAGACCACUUUUUAUUUUGAAGAGCAUGUAGAGUGGAAUGUGUCAAUGCAAUUGUCAAUAAAGCUGAAAGCACUUACUAAAUGAUUUUUAAUGAAAUGCAUAAAUCUUUUUAACUAUAGUAUGCACUACUGUUUGCUCGAUUAUGUAAUGGCAAAGUUUUAACUAUAUUCCAGUUAUAAACACAUACUGAAUUACUUUGAGGAUACCGAAUAGCAUUGAUAAUAGCUUUCAGUUUGGGGCAGCUGUACCAUAAAGCAAUGUUAAAAUUAGUUCAAUAAAAAUGAUUUAAAAAUGUA